This is a messenger RNA of Phycomyces blakesleeanus NRRL 1555(-), 405 nucleotides long. RefSeq lists its product as hypothetical. The transcript is spliced from 2 exons. The record is from RefSeq and is a predicted model, not a curated record. The coding region runs from base 1 to 405 and encodes 134 amino acids. NCBI's taxonomy places the organism in Eukaryota, Fungi, Mucoromycota, Mucoromycetes, Mucorales, Phycomycetaceae.
AUGGCAACCUUUAAUAUUGCUGCUAAAUACGACAAUCGCAUAAUUCCAGAUUAUAUAGAAGCUGUCAACUUCUUUGACCUUUCAUCUGAAGAUGAAUUUACAAACUAUCAUGAGAAGAACACGGUCUUUGUUUGGAAGCCUCUUGAAAAUCCUCUCAAAGUAAAGACAGUAGUUUACUUAUGUGAUCAUACUGGAAAACCACAAGUGAAAAAAACUUUUCAGCCUGCUCAGAAAUGCGUCAGAACAACCAAGUCCGUCAAGACUGGUUUUUUUGCUAGUAUCUAUAAGCAUACCAUGACUGAUGAUACUGCUUGUAUCAAAUACAACUGGCAGCAUCCAAACCAUGAUCUAUUUAAGAUUGAAGAGAUCAGUUUGUCAAGAUUGCCAGAUGAAUUAAAACAAUAG